AUGCCGUCAUUGUCGCCGAUGCUGUUGACGGCAGCGCUGCUAUCCGUCUCCUUCCUCGUUGGCACCUCACUGGCCGACGUAGACCCCAUCUUCUUCUACAGCAACAACUAUGACGUGUGUUCCUUCAAUAGAGUGACGAUCACCGAUACCAAUAACAGCCCCAGCAACAACUACUCGCUUUGCGCCUACCAACCCGACAAGAAAAUCAUCUUCAACUGCCCGGGUGACCCCAUCUGCUGGACAACAGGUCAGACAUGCAACACCAAGUCAGUGAAGUGCACCACCAACAUCAAUGGUCAGGAAUACAACUGGUGCUGCGAUGAGGCGCAGCAGUGCACCAAAACGACGGGCCAGAAAAACAUCUGCUGGAGCGGCUUCCAGAAUCCCGACAAAGGCCUCUCGGGCAGCGAACGGGCUUCGCGCGCAGAGGCAUCGCAUGUGGCAAUGAAUAGCGCGGCGAGCGAGAGUCUCUCAGCGUAUUCACGCACGGCUUCGCCAUCUUCAUCCGCCACUACCUCCGCCUCUGCCGCUGCUUCCGCUUCCGCUUCGACAACCGCAUCCGCCUCCACGUCCGCCGCAGCGAGCAGCAGCAACACCAGCUCCUCCACCGGCGGCAGCUCCGGCCUCAGCACGUCGGCCAAAGCCGGCAUCGGCGUAGGCGUCAGCCUUGGCGUUCUCGGCUUCGCCGCCCUGGGCGGCGGGAUUUUUCUCUGGCGGCGGAGCCGGAACCGGAACCGGAACCGGCGGCAAAGCGGGCCCGACGAAAGCGAGGAGAGCAAAAGCGAGCAGCAGGCAGCUGCUGCGGCGGCUGCGGCUCCUGCCGGCAGUGAUGCUGAUCCGAGCUAUUACGCUCCGCCGCCCGGCUAUCAUAAGCCGGAUGCACCGCUCUCGCCUAUGAGCCCCAUGACCGAGUUGCAGGGGCAGCAGAGGAUAGAGCUGUCGGGUGAGGAGAGGGUGGAGCUGCACGGGGAGUCGAGGGCCGAGCUUCCGGGCGGUGGGGUGACGAAGUAG
Messenger RNA from Aplosporella prunicola CBS 121167, 1011 nucleotides. RefSeq lists its product as uncharacterized. The coding region runs from base 1 to 1011 and encodes 336 amino acids. The record is from RefSeq and is a predicted model, not a curated record. NCBI's taxonomy places the organism in Eukaryota, Fungi, Ascomycota, Dothideomycetes, Botryosphaeriales, Aplosporellaceae. The transcript has 2 exons.